Hypanus sabinus (Atlantic stingray) is the source of this 1804-nucleotide messenger RNA. RefSeq names its product M1-specific T cell receptor alpha chain-like. Bases 16 to 564 code for a protein of 182 amino acids. The transcript has 5 exons. NCBI's taxonomy places the organism in Eukaryota, Metazoa, Chordata, Chondrichthyes, Myliobatiformes, Dasyatidae. The record is from RefSeq and is a predicted model, not a curated record.
AAAAGACUUUGUAGUAUGCUGCUUACCUCUGACAAGUGGUUUUUGUCAACCCCUCACGCACUGUGGGCGAAUGUUGGUGGAUACACGCUCAUAUUUGGAUCUGGUACCAAACUCACUGUUAAACCAAAACGGAACAUUGCACAGAAGCCAUCCGUCUAUUUCCUCCGACCCUCUGCGCAGGAAGCUAUCGACAAGCGGGUGCCAGCUGCCUGCCUUGCCACUGACUACUUACCCAAUAAGUACACUCUCAACAUAUCUGCAGGCAGUUAUUCCGAGAAAAGAUCUGAAAAAGAUGCUCAAAUCUCCAUCCAGGACAAAAGUUACAGCCUGUUGGCUUUCCUUACCGCGCCAUGGUCCAGUGUGUCGUCUCAAAUGAGCUGCCGGUUCAACGAGACCGAUUACGUGGACAAGGGUGGCCAGGGGGUUUGCAUUGAACUUGAUGACGAUGAUGAAGACGAACGAGACGUACAAGAGCUCUCACUAACAGUCUUCGGAUUGAGGAUUCUGUUCUUCAAAAGCGUUAUCUUCAACAUCUUGAUGUCUGUUCGUGUUUGGAUAUCAUAAGAUGGAGACAGAAGCAGGGUCCUGUCGGCUACCUAGAACCCUGGCGUGAAGCCAAACCGGAGCCAGGUGUGGUGGACUCACUCAAGAAUCGUUAAAGCCAUGCAAAUACAGAGAUAAUAACUCCGCUGUCAUCGUCAGAAGUUUCCUGCUGUUGUAAAUGCCUGACAUAUAUCGCCUUUCCUUUGCAAUCUCAACAUCUUGUAAAAAAAAUCCUUUUUCCUGCAUUUACGCAUAGAAUUUAUUAUACUGCUCGCUCUUGUGAGAUUUAAAUUUUAUCAGCUUCGCAUCAUUUUGUUAUCUCUAUAUAAGCGGCUUUUGGAAUAUGCAUGUCCCUUAUCCUAAGAGUGCUUACAAGGUAGGAAGUUGUUCGGCCCAUUGAGUCCGUGCCGACUUCCAGAGAACUCCUCCUGGUUCCUGCUCCUUUUCCCGACCCUGCCAGUUCUUUUCUUGUUCCUUUCGUCCGUAUUCAGUGCUCUCAAUACUCUCCUGCCAGCAACAGUACUCUCUCCUCCUUCGCAUUUUGAACCCCCUUCCAUUCAAUCUCCUCUUUCACUCUGCUGAGAAGAGUGGCUUCCGCGCCGGGGAACAUCCUACAUCCCCGGCGCGGGCUGCCAGUAAAUUUGGGUAUGGACUACUCCUUAGAUGGACAUACCUGUAUUAAGAAUCCACCGUCUGAAGUUCAAAUUCCACGAGUACCGUUGGAGGAAUUCAAAUUCAAGAAAUAAUCUGAAAUUUCAGAAAGGCAAUUCUUUCGAAAUAUAUUCAAUUUAAAACCAGUCAGCUGUGAUGUUAAAAUCCCUGUCUGUGAUGAAAAAAAUCUUCCUCGUGGACGUAGAAUGGGGCCACAUAGUGAGUCCAGAUCCUACCACGGCCUGCUGACUAUUUCAGCCAGCCUAGUUGCUCAUCCAGUUAACACCAUCCUUUCCUAGCGUAAGCAAUAAAAUGGACUUAAUAGCCUUGACCCAAGGGUAAAGAACGUCACUCCUUCCCCCAACCCUUAAGCUUCCCUGGCACAGAGGGCAAACCAUGAGGGAAGUCAAGCUAUUAUGGAAUAUAAGCUGUCUCUACCCAACCAUUUUCUUGGCGAACUUAUGUUAAUAUUUUAAGAGUUUUGUAAAUGGUAACGAAUGAAAAAAAUGCUCUCGCACAUUGCCUAAGCUGAGCAGUACAGAUAUCACGUGGUUUUUAAUUGAAGUGCUGCUUUCCAAACCGUUCCAUCAUAUCAAUAAAUUCUGUUUUG